GUACCCCCUGGAGUGCCUUAAGUACCCCCAUUUGAGAACCACUGCUCGGGCUCUGGUUAUGCCUACACGUUGUUUUUUUCCAUCAACUCAUAACGAUUGUUACGUAGCCUAUCUAUGCUUUAACACCCGAUGAUGUAACAAUAGUUAGAAUAACAUAGCUUACAUUCCAUUCCAUUUCAACGGGUAUAAAAACACAGGCAGCGCUUUAAUAUCAUUAUUCGGAGAGCGACUUUAAUAUCAUUAUUCACGACAACGAGCGACUUGGUCCUUCACAACUCAUCAGUCCAACAAGUGAUUUCAGAAAAUAUAUUGAUUUCCACAAUGGAUCGACUCAGCGAGGGUCUGAGAGCAGCCCUGAGUACGGCCGCAGCAGGCAAGCUGCAAAGGUAUCUUGAUGAAACGGCCGAGGAGGCACAGCAGAGAGAAAGAGCCAUGAGGUUGACGAUUGAGAAGGUCCUACAGGACCUUACAGAGGCGGAGAAAUCCAGUCAGGCAGCGAGUGAGGAGAGACAAAGAGAGAGAGCGAAGAAGAAAGCAGCUAUAGAGGCCAGCAUACGCGACAAAGAGGAGGAGAUUAGUUUAGAGCUCAAUCUAAUGACACAUAGAGUAAGGACGCUGACCGAGAACAUAGAGAUGGAGAGACAGAAACUUGUAUCUCUGGAGGAAGAUUACCAGAGGACUGUCGCUCUCCUGGAGAAGGAGUACGUGUAUGACUAUGAUAAAAUGAUGAUCAAUGAGCCAGAGCGCAUCAAGGCAGAGUCUGACAAUUGGGUCAGAUGGACCCAUGAGAGAGUGAACAGCACCUUGGCAACGGCACUGACAGCUGCUGCUACCAAGCAAAAGUGGCUAAAGGAGCUGGUAAACCAGGCUGAAAAAAGGAUGGUGGUAUCUGUUCCUCAGGUGUCAGGUGGGCCUGCUCAAGAGGUUAGCAACACCAACAAGUCGUGUCUUAAUGAUGGCCUCCAGUCUCUGAGCUUCAGCAGCCAGAGAGCUGAACAGAUAAUUGUUCAGAAGCAGACAUUCCAGGGAAAGAUCGACACAAAGUUUGAGAAGAAGAUGGCACGUCUCGUGUCUGAGGCCACCAAAAAGGAGGAGAAGAUCAAAGCUGCCGAGAUGAAAAAGAGGAUGCAGCUGGAGGAGAAGACGAGGAAAGAGCUGGAUAGAAUACACAAGGCUGAGCUGAAGGAAAAGAAGAGGAAGGGGGCUAAGGAGAAGAAAGAAGCCGAAAAACUGGAGAGGAAGAGGGCAAAAGAGGAGAGGGCCGAGACCAGACAGACCAGAUGUUGUUUCUGCUGGAGGAAAUCUUCCAGUCCAAAGGACAAUGCUGAAGAACUCAAUUCUUAAAAAUGUUGAGCAUUAAAUCAAUAUUUUUCAAUC
Alosa sapidissima (American shad) is the source of this 1377-nucleotide messenger RNA. Its product is annotated as caldesmon-like. Bases 322 to 1344 code for a protein of 340 amino acids. The transcript is spliced from 4 exons. The record is from RefSeq and is a predicted model, not a curated record. Lineage: Eukaryota; Metazoa; Chordata; Actinopteri; Clupeiformes; Clupeidae.